UAUUUGGUAAAUUAUUUUCAAUGGGCGUUCUUGGUUUAUGGCAACUCCUGGAUACUGCGGGGAAACCUGUUCCUCUUGAGUCCCUGCAAGGUCAAGUUUUAGCAGUAGAUGUCAGCAUAUGGCUGCAUCAAGCAAAUCAUGGGAUCAGCGGCAGAAACGGAUACCUUCAGCUUGUCUUUUCCCGGGCAUGUAAGCUGCUGUUCCAUGGAAUCCGGCCUGUUUUUGUCUUCGAUGGCCCAACUCCAGCAAUAAAACGCGAUUGCAUGGAGAAACGUAGAAGGAAGCGGGCUCAUGCAAUGGCAAAUUGUUCUGACUUGCGCAGCGCUGUUUUAACAAACUACCUAAAAUCACAUAUAAUUGAAUCAACUGACAGUUCUGUAAAAGAAGCGCUGCCUAAACCCAAAAGACUUCCAACUGUCCUCACCAGCGUAACUCCAUUCGACGAGUUGUUCAAUUUGGGAAGCUCCGAAGAGAGUAGAAUAAAUAUUCGCGACGAUGUUAACGAAUCUGCGGACGAUAUUUCUAAUUAUAUCGAUGACAAUGAUGACCUGGAAAAUGUGGAUGUUGAAUCCGAAGAGUUUAAAGCGUUGCCUUUUGAGGUGCAACACGAGAUCUUGAUGGAUAUAAGGGAGCUGAAAAAACGGAAGUGUCUUUUGAAGCCUGUCACAAUGCCAGAAAAACUGAACGACUUUUCAGACUUCCAGAUGAAAAAUUUUCUGGACAAAAGUUGCGUUACACAGAAAAUCGAAGAUGUACGCAAAGACAUGAAUAGAGAUGGUCUAGGAAUUUUAGGCUUGGCAAACGUAGACGGGGCCAUAAUGCGAAAAAUAGCAUCAGAAGAUUCUUCGUACAUGGUUUAUGUGAAAAACUUACCGAAAACAGGCCAGAACAAUAUAGAAUCUUGGAUGGAUUUUGAAACCAGUGAAGAUCUCAUUUCAGUUAAAGUCAACAACGAAGAUCAAGCUGGCGCGCCUCUAAAAUUAAGUUCUGAUGAACCUAAAUUGACGCAAAUUGGUUUAAAUGAAAAACCAAACACAUAUGAAGAUAUUAAUACGAAUAGCGCAGUGUUAAAAGCUGAAUUUAACAUUAAUGAAGUUAUGUCCAGAUUAAAAAUGCCAAUUAAAGAAAUAAAAAUUAACCAUUUAGACGAGGAAAUUGAAAUAAAUAAAAAUAAUGUGAUAGAAAAUAAAAUGAAAAAUAAUGAAAUGAAGACAAAUAAGGAAUGUGAGAAUUCGCAACCCUUUACAAAUAUAGACUCCUAUGAUUCUGGAAUUUCAACUCAAAGUGAACCAUCAUCUCAAAUACCCUUGGAAACUCAAAGUGACAUCGAAUCAAGUUCAGAAGACGAAUUUGAAGACGUUGAAGUUCUGGCUGGAAUGGCAUCCAUUACAGAUAAUCAAAACAACCUAUCUUCCAAAAACCAAAAAUCUAACGAAUCAGAUUCUAUAAGUGAUGUAGUAGUAGUCUCAGAUGAUGAAAUUGACGUACCAGAAGCGUCAACUAGGCUAAAAGAAAUAGCAACUGGUACGCUAGAACAGCAACAGUCGACGAAUAUAAAUAUACGACACAUGCCAGAAACGAAAAAUGAUGUCACCAUCAAUCCAAUAAAUGAAUUCGAACAUAAUUUCUUAGUUGAUGAAGUAAAACAAACAGUCAACAAAAAUACAUAUCAAUUAGAAGACUAUUUUCAAGACGACGACAAAAACGUUCAAGUUUCAUCAACUUAUCAAGCGCCUAGUUUAGUUUUGCCAUGGAAUUCCCAAGAAGUGAUAUCCUUGGAACAAGAAGAGCUUCGAUUGGUACGUGAACUUGAAAAAGAGGAAAAUCGUGCAACUACUGUCACAGAACUCAUGUACGAGCAGUGUCAAAAGCUACUUAAACUCUUCGGUCUCCCAUUUAUAGUAAGUCCAGGCGAAGCAGAAGCUCAAUGUGCUUAUCUGGACUCAAUAGGGCUGGUCCAUGGAUCCAUAACAGAUGACAGCGAUGUCUGGCUUUUCGGAGGAAAGACGGUGUAUAAAAACUUCUUUGAGCGUGAGAAGUUUGUGGAAAAGUUUACAAUGGCGGAAAUCGAAGGUCGCUUGAUGAUAAAUAGAUCGAAUCUGAUCUGCUUAGCUAUGAUGCUAGGCAGUGAUUACUGUGAUGGUAUUGAGAAUAUUGGACCUGUGCAUGGCAUGGAAGUGCUGGAAGAGUUCGGAAGGGAGUUUGGCAUCAAGCCACUCGAAAGUUUCAAAAAAUGGCACAACAAAAUGUCAAACCAAAUCGUACCAGAAGUCACAAAUUCUGUUCGCAAGAGACUGCUCAAGUUCCAACUGCCUGAAACAUUCCCAAGUCAAAAAGUAUUUGACGCCUAUUACCAGUCCAGAGUGGACGAGUCCAGAGAGAAAUUCAAGUGGGGUCAACCGGAUGUGUUCGGGUUGAAGGAGUUCAUGGCCCAAUAUCUCGGAUGGCCACCUAAGAAGCUGGACGAAAUGCUGCAACCUGUUUUAGAGAAACAGAAGAAAUUUGUGACCCAAAUGAGUCUAGAUCAAUUUUACACUGUGAGAUUGGGAACUGCUAAAAGGGUCGUAAAAAGCAAACGGAUCAAUGACGCCAUAUCAAAGAUGAAAACCCAGAAGUCGGAUGUCUCGACCGACAAACAAAGUGAGCGGUCUGCACCACAGGUUUCAGAGUCACAGAAUGAAAGCAGAUCGAAGAGUUUGAAAAACGCAUCAAAAGAAUCCGAAACUGCAGAAGAGAAGCAAUUCAGCAAAACUACGAAGAGACCGCAAAGAAAAUGCAAACCAGAUGCCUCGAGUGAACUAAAAACCGAUCCAGCAAAUGCUGAUGCAAACCAGAAAAUUUCUUAUAAAAAACGAACUUUUAACUCUAAAAAAGCGAAAUCAAAAGUAAAAGCGCAAAAUGUUAGAAAAAGAACGAAAGAUCUUCAACUGUCAGAGAGUUCGAGCAGUUCUGAAACUUGAUAAUUCGAGAUUAUAAGUAUUGUACAUUUAGUUUUUUUAUGAAAAAUCUUUUGAACGUAUUAUCAUUUCAGCCAAGUUUUUGUAAAUAUUUAUUGACUACUGCGGCGACUUUUUUUAUCACCGGGCAG
Symsagittifera roscoffensis is the source of this 3088-nucleotide messenger RNA. RefSeq names its product DNA excision repair protein ERCC-5-like. Gene Ontology annotation, cellular component: nucleus. The coding region runs from base 21 to 2960 and encodes 979 amino acids. Lineage: Eukaryota; Metazoa; Xenacoelomorpha; Acoela; Convolutidae. Gene Ontology annotation, molecular function: DNA endonuclease activity; single-stranded DNA binding. The record is from RefSeq and is a predicted model, not a curated record. The transcript has 5 exons.